Messenger RNA from Cuscuta campestris, 1817 nucleotides. Lineage: Eukaryota; Viridiplantae; Streptophyta; Magnoliopsida; Solanales; Convolvulaceae. The record is from the annotation of a GenBank genome assembly.
CGGACGAAAAAGGAAAGUGGAAAGUUUUUUUAUGGACGGAGAGAGUAUUAAAAAUGGAAAGAUCUAAAAAAAUUGAGAAAAAUGAACUUUUGUGCAUUUCUCUCGGUAAUGUUCUUGCUUCAUUCAUAUCUCCGUAGUUGUGUCCGUGAGACUUUGACUGUCUAGUCUCUCCAUGGCCGCUUGCUCAUAUCCAUCCCUCUCGUGGUGCUCUGCAUCUGUUCCAAUUUCGUCAUCCGCCUCCCGAUACUCUUCGUGUCUGUACCCGGUUAAUGCUCAAUCGCAUCAUAUAAAUUCACAAUCAGGUUGCGCAAGGGUCCAUGCCAAGUUUGAGAAGUUCCAAGGACAAGAAAAUCGCGAUCAGGACUUCGCUGAGCAAAAUUCCUUAGUCUCACAAUCGCAUCCAAGUCCAGACGAAGAAGACGAAGACGACAGUUGCUUACCUAGUGGUUUGGAAGGUGCCAUUCAACAGUCUGCACAUGCAAGCACAACUUUUGUGUCUUCUGGGGGAAUGAGGGCCAUAGUUGAGCUUCUAAUACCUCAGUUGCAAUUUCUUGAUGAUGCGGGUGCACAAGCUGAACUCUGGGAACUAUCUAGGAAGUUUUUGAUAACAUUAGCCGAAGAAACAGGAAACCAGAGAGUUAAAGCCAUAUUUCCAGAUGCUGGAGCAACUGCACUCCUGAAACAUCAGUGGCAAGAUUCUGCUUUUGGUUUUUCGAGUCUUGGUGACCGGAAUCCAGUUGACAAAGAAGAUAAAAUUGUUGUCAUGGUUGUUCCUGAUUAUCAGAUGUUGGGAUAUGUUGAAAGAAUUGCCUCUAAUCUGUCAGAUGAUUUGCCUAGGCCUCUAAUCAUGUGGAAUCCACGCCUUGUUAGCCAAGAUGUUGGUGUUGGUAUCAAUGUGCGCAGAUUGAGGCGCAACUUCUUAAGCACCUUCACAGUUGUUUACUCAAUGAGACCUCUUCCAUCUGGAGCUGUCUUUAGAUGUUAUCCAGGAUUGUGGAAGGUGUUCUAUGAUGAUAAGUUUCGGCCAAACCGUUAUCUCCUUGCCAAGGAACAGAUUAGAUGCCCCACUUCUGAUGAACUUGAGAUAAUAUUUGGAGAUGUAGAUGAUAAGCAAGAGAAGGGUACAUCUCUCUUAGAUCAAGCAGCUGGAUUAGUGUCUUCCAUUACCGGUUUCUUGAAAGUCAUUUCAAGAUAAGUUAGUUUUAUCAAGCAGCCGGAAUCUUGUUUUCCUCAUACUAGAGCCAUACUUGCAUAGCAUUUUAAUUUUUAUAUCGUUCAAUUUAUCUAUAUAUAUAUAUAAUAGUCCUCUUUUACUUGUUGGAAAAUCCUGGAAACAAUUCCUCUUUCUACUUGUGAAAAUAUUUUUGUGGCUCAUAUCUUUUCACUCAUUUGCAUAACUUCCAACCAUACAAAUUUAUUUUUCUUAAACAUUGUGGCGAACAAAAUAUGGACUAUUAAUUUGUAUUCUCCCAAAGAAUAGUCACUCGAGUAGAGUAGUCUCCUAGGACAAUCGGAACCUCAACAAGGGAGCCCUUUAGAGAGAAAGUGGUGUCAAUGACCUCUCUGUUGAUCCCAGUAGAUGUGUGAGUUCUAAGUAAUUGAUACCCAAUUGUCGAACCAACAUUCAAAACUAGUUGUGUGCGUUUGAGCGGAGUAGACUACUCCACUCCCAUUCUUAUCUAUCACCUGAGACAUGAUUGACGUGAAUAUCCACACCUUGACAAAUGAGGUGGGUCAAAACUUGCUUCGAUUCCAUGAUAUAAUUUCUAGAAUGGGACAGGGAUCGCUGAAUUGGGCCAUAAAAUACUUGGAUUCAA